Molecule: messenger RNA, 1927 nt
Organism: Daphnia pulicaria
Lineage: Eukaryota; Metazoa; Arthropoda; Branchiopoda; Diplostraca; Daphniidae
Product: solute carrier family 40 member 1-like
Exons: 11
Coding region: 172-1806 (544 amino acids)
Biological process (GO): iron ion transmembrane transport
Cellular component (GO): membrane
Molecular function (GO): iron ion transmembrane transporter activity
Source: RefSeq, a predicted model, not a curated record
UUGCAUCUCUAAGGGCGGCACGUUUCUACCGUUACCACACGGCUAAAGUUCGCACGGUACGUCCGUAUGCGUUUAGUGUGGCUUGGAUUUUGUUCGUGGAGGUAAGCUAAACUUACCACAGCAAGAGGCUUUUGAAGGCUAUAGUCGUUUCUAGGGACACUCUAGCAUAAAAUGGCGUCUUGCUUCCAAGAUGUUCCGUGGAAAAUCUACUUGAGUCGGAUGAUUUCAGCUUGGGGCGAUCGCAUGUGGAUGUUUGCCGUCGGCUUGUUCAUGAUAGAGCUGUCACCAGGAUCGCUAAAAUGGCCGGCUAUUUACGGUCUGACGCAGUCUCUUGCCGUCGUUUUUACGGGUUCUGUAAUCGGUCGCUGGGUCGAUCGCUCACCUCGAUGGAAAGCCGCUCGGGUAUCUCUGUCAGUGCAAAAUCUGCUGGUGGUCACCUGUUCUGUCUGCGUUGCGGUAACAUUCUACUUCAAAGAAACACUUGUAGCAGAAGUUGACGGGUGGGGUCUAACGGCCGCUUGCAGUGUUAUAGUCAUUUUGGGUACCUUGGCACAUUUGGCUUCCGUAGGUUCAUCAAUUGUCGUUUACAAAGACUGGAUUGCCAUUAUUGCGGAAGGAGAUAGUCAAACACUGGCACGUAUGAAUUCUACCUGUCGCUCGAUUGAUUUGGCUACCAACAUGAUCGCUCCCAUAGCGGUUGGACAGGUCAUGUAUUUCCUUUCGCACAUCGUAGCAGCUGUCACAAUCGCUUCGUGGAAUGUUUUGUCCUUUUUCAUUGAGUACUUUUUGUGGUGGAGAAUUUACAAGGAGUUUCCUAAUUUGGCUGUAAAGACUUCAACCAGUGAAAAGCAACCACUACAAGUUUUAGAAUCGGGUGAGAAAGAUUUAAAACCAGGAGAUCAGCCGACAGCCGAUGACGCAAAUGUUAAAAUAGAAUCCGGGAAUGGCUUUUUCGCGAAACGCUUGGGAGGAUUCCUAAAGAGUUGGAAAAUUUACUUUAGUCAUGAAGUGCGAAACGCCGGAAUCGGAUUGGCUUGUCUCUACAUGACAGUGCUCGGCUUUGAUUCCAUCACCAUGGGCUAUGCGUAUUCGCAAGGCGUUCCAGAAAGUAUCUUGGGUAUCCUACUUGCGGUGGGAGCUGCAGUAGGUCUUCUGGGAAGUGUCGUUUUCCCUUUCCUCGUUCGUUGCAUGGGCGUCGAACGAACAGGAUUGUAUGGAUUUUCCCUAGAAGUAGCCUGUCUCACGUUGUGCGUUGCUUCUGUCUGGGCACCUGGAACACCUUUUGAUCUUGCUUCUGUAUCGGUGUCUUCAAUCGCCGAUCCGUUUGCCUUUAAUAAUUCCAGUACAAAUUCAACCGGAUCCUAUGAAAAUAGCCCCGAGUCCUACACUUCUGUUAUCCUUUUGUUGACUGGCAUCAUUUUAGCUCGAUUUGGCUUGUGGGUAGCUGAUUUGAGCGUCAAUCAGCUAUUGCAGGAAGUGGAUGACCAAAUUCGUGGAACAAUCAACGGAGUACAAAGCUCAAUGAAUAUGAUUUUUGACACAGCCAAAUUUCUUCUAGUCAUCGCUUGUCCUUGGCCACAGACAUUUGGCAUUCUCGUCUGUAUCUCCUUCUCGGCUGUCUUUUCAGGAUGGGGUUUCUUCGCUUCAUAUUCCUUCAUGAAGCGCGGACAUUUGCUACCAUUCCAUAAAGUUGUUAACAACAUUCCACCGGAAGAAAUUCAUCAAAUCAAAAUGGUAGUAAAAAAUCCUAAAAAGGACGAGGAUGAGGUGGUCCGUCAGAAUAUUCCAUCGACACCAGACAUGUAGCGGGAAAGCAGCUCUUUUAAAUAUAUGUCGAACAACAGCAAGUUUUUAUACCACUUUAUUCUAUCUGUAUGUAACCCUUACUUUUAAAAUAUUAUAUCAAUACAAACCUAGUAUGACUGUC